AGAACAGGAUUCGUACCUGCUUGGCAUGCUGCAUCUCUCAUUGCUCAUUGUGUCAUUGAUCUGAUGAGUUCCUUUUUGAAGUCUGUUUCUGGGUUUGGUUCAGACACGUCAACCAAUCCUUAUUGCUGCAUAUAGAGAGAAGACCGAGUUUAUCGUCUUCAAGCUAUGGCUCUGGUGAGAUCAGGAUUUUCCAAAUAGAUAUUAUCCACAUUUUUUCACCUACCGGAAGCCAGUUUUCCUUGCAGCACACUACAUAUGAUGUAGUUAAUGGCAGGGAUUUUACCUUUCUGUCAAUGCUUUCAACAGAAGCAAGUAAAGAACAAAACCCCUUUGGGGCUGAGAUUUUCCCUUCAAGCAAAGAAAAGGAAAGAAGAAAAGAAUAUCUUCCAUACAAGCACCAUUUCUUCCUUCUACUCCACCUCCUACAAUGCCAUUGCAGCCUUCCACACCACAACCCCCAUUCUACUAAAAGAAAAUUCUAGGCAUGGAUCAAAGACACAACCAUCUUGAAUCUCUUGGUAUUUGCUAUAGGCUCUUCAACUUCAUCUCCAAAACCCUAGAGUCCCAAGCCCUCAAACUCAUGAUAUUAUGCCGGCCGCUUAGCCAUGGCCUGGCCAUCUGCCACAGGCUCUUCAACUUCACCAUGCAAACCCUAGCAGCACAAGCUGUGAAGCCUGUGAUUUUAGGCCAACCUGGGCACCAACCUCUUGGCCAAGUGCCCAUUUCUGAUGCUUCAGCCCCUAUUGCCACCAUCACCUCUCCCAGGAGUGUUCUUAACAAAGGCUACAAGGAGCUCCCCAUAGGUCCAGGCACUGCUGCUCAACCUCAAGAAAAGGGCCUCAAGAAGAGUGUUAGCAUAAAUGACACAGUAGAGGAGAUACCUAACACAAGCAAGAGCAGGAAAAAGAAGAUGGCACCGGAGAAGUUGGUGUCGCUGGAACGUGAGAAGGGCGAGGAACCAAAGCCAUUGAAAUCCAUAUUGAAGGUGGGUUCUAACUUGACUGGGAAAUCGGUUUCUUUUACCAUUCCUCCGAUUGAUGCCAAGAUGGAUGAAGCACAACGCUGAGCUGAGGCCAUGCAUCUUGGCCUUCUGGUGGCUUCUGGGCUGCUACUGUGUGCUGCAACCACAAGAAGUUAGAAGAUUGUUGUUGAAUUUAACUCUGACGUGUUUCAGCUUGUAUGGCCUGUGGAUUUGUAAAAACAUGCAUGAAGCUUAUGGUGCUAUGGAUGUUAUUAAACCUCCUGUUGUUAUAGUUGAAUUCUUCUCAACAAGAACAUGUUCAAGAAAAGUAUGUCUAAGAUUCAAA
Molecule: messenger RNA, 1307 nt
Organism: Vitis riparia (riverbank grape)
Lineage: Eukaryota; Viridiplantae; Streptophyta; Magnoliopsida; Vitales; Vitaceae
Exons: 2
Coding region: 485-1066 (193 amino acids)
Source: RefSeq, a predicted model, not a curated record